UCUUGACGGUCGCAUGAUACUGACGCGUGAGUGAUUUUUGUACGAUAAAGUUUUACUGAUUUUACGAAAUAUGCCCGGGGGUGUCGUAUUUUUGGUCUGCAUUCCUACUCUGAACUAUGAGCACGAACUUGUAUUCGGUGUACCACUGAAACGAUCCAAGAAAAUCGAAAAGAACAAAAAUAAAAUUGUAGCAUCGCCAAAGGUGGAUCUGCGUCUGAAAGAAGCGAAAACACGCGCGCAAUUGCUUCCAAUCGACGACGAUUGCGGCCACGUUGAUGAUGCCGAUGAUGAUGACGAUGAUGAUCUUGGCAUUGGCUCCAGGAAGCGUAUUCACGGAUAUCCCGCGCGAUCGAAAACACCAGUUUUCGUGUCUAUGGAAACGGUGCUGGGAGAGUUGCUCAAAAAGCUGAAAGUAGAACACGUUGUAUGGUGCAAGGAUAAAGAGGAUAUGUAUUAUGAGGUGAUAUUUCCGGUUCCCGCUGGUGAACCCUGCGAAAAUUGCAUACAUUGCCUCACCGAGAUGGGUAUCGGUGUUAAAAUGAACUCAAUAGUAAGCGUAAUCCCGACGCAAUGUACGUAUAGUGGUAUGAGUAUUGCAGGAUUGCCGGCUGUCACGGAUGAUGUCAGACGAAAGGAAUCGGAAGAUCGUAAGAAUGCUUGGGACGCUUUUGUAGAGUCUAUUAGAUCGAAAUUGACAGUGAAACAGGUGGUCGAUGGUGUUCGCAGCGGCGGUGAUCUUACCUUCGAUUAUGUACUAUUGGUAUUAACUGCGGACUGUCUUGCUGCACUCGGUCUAGUUGAGAAUAAUGCACCUAACGUCACUGCAGCUAUGCUAGUUUCUCCUCUCAUGGGACCUGUAAUGUCGCUAACUUUUGGUACUAUCAUAGCCGAUAGAAAUCUGCAGAUGGUUGGCCUAAAGAGUUUGAUGCUCGGUAUUUUCCUAUCAAUACUCUUUGGCUUCAUAUUCGGUCUUAUCCUCGGUACAACCGAGAUGCCUUGGGGCUACAAUGAUUGGCCAACUGAUGAAAUGAAGGGUAGAGGCAACUACAGGUCGCUUUGGAUGGGCGUUCUUUGGGCUCUUCCAUCUGGCACAGGUGUCGCAGUUGCCCUGCUGCAAGGUAGUAAUGGGCCAUUAAUUGGUGUCGCCAUAUCGGCUUCAUUAUUGCCACCAGUUGUUAACUGCGGUUUAUUUUGGGCUCUGGGAUGCAUAUGGCUCAUAUAUCGUCCUGUAAAAAUUCCCCAUAUGAAAGGCGAAUCUUACACGGAUUUUAAUAGUUCGUACACGUACAUCUACAGCGAUUACUUGCCCGUAGAAUUCUUUUGCAACGGCAUUAUCAGCGCGUGUCUGACAUUUAUCAAUGUAAUAUGCAUCUUUAUUACGGCGAUAAUAGUCUUAAAGAUUAAAGAAGUAGCUGCACCAUACACAUCUACACCGGAAUUGCGUCGGUUUUGGGAGCGUGACAUCCGUUUGGUUCGCGAUAAAAAUAUUUCUAGAGAUAACAGUUCUCUGGAUUCAAGUUUCUACGAUGGAUUGAGCAAAACUAAACAACGAGCAUUGGAACGCACAUUAAACGAAGCGGUCAGAGAAGCGAUGAAUGACGAAACUUUCCGAAAAGUACAAAGGCUUAGUUAUGGACAACACGGACCGGAAGAAAUUGGAUCACGAUUUGGUCUUCAUAAUCGUGGAACCGCUAAUAGAGAUAACGUGAAGGGAAGCGACAGUGUUGAGGAAAUAAUAGGGAAAGAUCUACACAAAGGUUUAACGAAUUCUGGUAAUACGAGCGAAGACUUGGCUGCAUUGGAUCGUUUGAUAACAUAUCUUCUAAGCCCGAAUCCUACUAAUAGCAACUUAGAUUCAUGGAGACGUUCUCAUCGAGCUAGUGCACGAGGAUAUAGACAAUUACGUGGCACUACCGCCGAUAUCGCUGAAACUGGAGGAGUUGGUACAACGCCUCUUUGAAUACAAGUAAAUAUCAAAAUAAAACCUUUUGAAAAAAUAAUAAUAUAACGGAUUUUGGAAAAUGGAAAGCGAUAAAUUCU
This is a messenger RNA of Camponotus floridanus (Florida carpenter ant), 2040 nucleotides long. RefSeq lists its product as uncharacterized. The coding region runs from base 71 to 1960 and encodes 629 amino acids. Lineage: Eukaryota; Metazoa; Arthropoda; Insecta; Hymenoptera; Formicidae. The transcript has 12 exons. The record is from RefSeq and is a predicted model, not a curated record.